Molecule: messenger RNA, 3937 nt
Organism: Schistosoma guineensis
Lineage: Eukaryota; Metazoa; Platyhelminthes; Trematoda; Strigeidida; Schistosomatidae
Source: the annotation of a GenBank genome assembly
ACUUAGUCUUGGCGGCAGCCAUUUUGGUUUGUUCCUGCUUUGAUUGCUUGACCUGUGUUGACUGGAAUUGUGCAUUUUGGUUGUGAAGUGAAGCACUCUUCCGGAAUUGAAAACACUCUGUGUUAUAGAGCGACCAAUUAUUACCUUUUGAACGAAUCUGUACGUGAUCUAUCCAGACAGGAUAGAAUAACAUUUAUUUGUGGUGAUUGUUUAGAUUUGAUCAAUUGAACAAUUAUUGGUUGGAUAGCUGAGUGAUUAUAUUUGUUUAGAACCGCUAUCUUACCCAAUUACUUUGUUUUGGUUUCAAUCGGGCGAGGGCGCGUAUCUAACUCAUCCAGACAGCUGUCCAGCAGUCCAAACGUAGUUUGGAUCUUACAGUUCUAAACAAAUAUUUUGGUCGAAUUCGCUUGGCUUUCGUUUCGUUGAUUCCAAUCAUCGUCUCUGGGAAUAUUUGGUCGUUCGCUUGCGAUGCCGAACAAUCGUCGAAGGAAACUAAGUCCAAGGCUCGUGGAUAUUAAAAGAGAUGAACAAAAGGAUGGAUCCCCUCAAUCAAGGCAAGUGCCUUCUGAUGCUUCUAUGUGUCAUGGUUCAUAUUCUAAUAGGGACGAUUGUAAUUAUAGUGAAUCUAGUUGUGAUAUAAUGGCAGAUGGCAUAGAAAACCUUGAUUUAGACGUGAAGCAAGCAAAAGGCGUAAGGCCUACAGCGUUUUUCAUAGGUCCAGAGUUACUAAAGGUUGAGUUAAGUUAUUUCGACGGUCAACCAAGAGGUUACUGGAAGUUUUUAAGGGAGUUUGAGACCUAUGUGGAAUCAAGGGUCAAGGAUGAUGGUCAACGCUUGCUUUAUUUGAUACAUUAUUGUAAGGGUAAAGCGAAAACAGCCAUUGAGGGUUGUGUUAUGUUGGAAGCCUCUUUUGGUUACAAGAAGGCCAAAGAAAUUCUAAAACGGUUGUUCGGACAGGCGCAUGUAAUCGCUCGGGAAACUUUAGAGGACUUAUUCAAAACUACAAAUGUUGAUUACAGUGAUCCUGAGCAACUAACAAAUCUAGCUAUUAGGAUGGAAAAUUGUUCUAUGGUUUUGAAACAGAUGAAGUAUACUGCCGACUUAAAUUCUCUAAUUACCUUAGAGAGAAUAGUAGGACUCUUACCUCAAGUUAUGCAAGCCCAGUGGGCGGACUGGGUGGAUGAAUUGACUGAAGAUAAUAGAGAACCAACCUUUGACGAGCUUACUCAAUUUAUAGCAUCCCGCGCGAGAGUAGCUAAUAGUAGGUUUGGACGGUUAGCGAAUCGUCCGAGAAAGGGACACAACUUAAAGACAAAUUGUCACUUGCAAUUGGAGCAGGAGAAUAAUUCGAAAGAGAGAGCUAAAUGCAGUGUGUGUUCCCUGGACCAUGCUAUUUAUAAAUGUCCAAAUUUUUUAGCGCUUACCGUUCAAGAGAGAUGGUCUCACGCGAAGGUCAAUGGCAUCUGUUUUGUCUGCCUUAGGCAAGGGCAUAAAGUUAAUGAAUGUAAGAUGACAAGGCUCUGUAACGUUGACAGUUGUGAGAAGAGACAUCACGUUCUGUUGCACACUGACUCGACAAGCAACGUCGUAAAUGAUAAGCCAUCAUGCCCGGAAUAUAGGAGAAGAGUUGUUAACCAUACCAGUAAGGUACAGACAUUAGAGAACGAAAUACGUGAGCUUUAUGAUGUAGAGUUUUCAGAUGCUUAUUCAAGUGAUAAAUCAUUAUCAGUAGACGACAAGGCGGCUAUAAAGAUUGUGGAAAGGGGCACGCGCUUCGACAACGGUCAUUUUGUAGUUUCUAUACCGUGGAAAAAGAAUCCAAAUAUGAAAGUGGAUAAUUAUGAAGUAGCGAACCGUAGAUUACAAAGUUUGAAGGGUAUAUUGUCGAAGGAUGUCAGUCUGCACAUCAGGUAUAUCAACAGUAUUGAGAGUAAAUUUACUAAGACUUAUGCGGAGAGGGUCCUUGAAAUAUAUUUGCAGCCUAAUUAUCGCCCUCGAGGGUAUUCAUCUCAUCAUGCAGUGUUAAACAUGAAGAAACCAGAAGAACUUAGAGUGGUCCUUGAUUGUGCCGCCGAGUUUGCAGGGGUUUCCAUGAAUGAUAUGAUUUAUCAAGAACCCGAUACCACUGCUGAGUUAAUGUGCAUAUUAUUAAGUUUUCGCGAGGAGACAGUUGCAAUCCCUGCAGAUGUUAAGGAAAUGUUCAUGGAAGUGAAGUUCCCUGAGUCUGGUCGAGGAGCUUCAAGAUUUCUGUGGUGGCAGGAAGGGGACAUGUCGAGUGAACCAUCUGAGUUUCAAAUGACAAAUCAUGCAUUUGGUACCACAUCAUCGCCGUUUCGUGCGAACUUUGCCUUCAAUAAGACCGCACAAAUAUUCUCUGACGAUAGUGAGUUUAGAAAAACUGCUGUGGUCAACUUGAGUAUAAAGUACAACAUGUCACCUAUUCUCUCUUAUUACUCCGAGUGGUUGAAAUUAGUCAGGGCCGUAGCCUGGUUUAGAAGGUUCAUAAAAUUCCUGAUGGUACUUCGUUCCCCGAGUCAUGAAGGAUCCGUUCAUCUAGGAUGUUUAAAGGUCAAGGAGCUUGGUAUUGCCAAGCGUAAGAUUUUAUUGAUGGUUCAGAGAGAAGUGUAUGGAGAAUUACUUAGUGAAUUUAAAAACAGCAGUAAAGUAAUAUGUCAUGAUGGUCUGAAAGGUUUAGCAUUGAUAAUGUGUGAUGGGUUACUCUGCGUUGGAGGUCGACUAAGAUACUCAGAUUCCCCAAAUACUUUUAAACAUCCAGUAAUUUUACCCAGUCGACACUUAGUGACGGAAAUGAUUAUUAGACAUUGUCCUAAAGAACAAGGACACAUAGGAAGAUCAUUAGAAAAAGGGUAUGGAUAUGUGUUUUCUUGUUUGCAAACAUGGGCAGUACAUAUUGAAAUGAUGUGUAGUUUGAUUACUGAUUCAUUUAUAAUGGCCUUAUUACGUUGUAUUGGAAGAAGGAAACCUCCGGAGAUUUACAGUGACAGUGCGUCAAGCUUCGUGUGGGCAUUUUCUGAGUUAAGGAAGUUUGUGCAACAGUCGGAUCAGCAGAAGAUAAAUAGUGAAUUGUCAGCGAGGCCCUCAUCCAACAGCAUGGGUGGAGUUUGGGGAAGAGUGACUAAGUCUAUACCACGAGUGUUAUUGUUGAACACCAGAGAGCAAGUGAAACAGGUCUCCUUGAAGCUUCGGAUUAGUCUUUGUUGUUAUUAAUGUAGGUAGGUCGAGUAGGCGUACUGUUGUAAGUCCUACUCGUUCCUAUAGUGUCAUAUGCUACAUAAUGAACCAUGACCAUAGGCAUCAAGGCAGCUUGUGUGAUAUGGAGGGAUUUUGGGGGCCGGUGUAAGAUCCAUUUUGAAUGCUUUGUGUGUCUGUGAAAAUCCCUCCAUGUAUUUACUUGCACUUUGUUCCUAUUGAUCCCCUUAGUUGUACAUUGUUAACUUUUUGGCUACAUUUGAAUUGUUAAUAUCUGUAUUUUAUUAUAGUUUUCGUUUUUACUACACCUCCACUAAUUCCCCAUGUUUCUACCCGAACUGCACAUAUGUUGUUUUACUUGACACUUAGUCUUGGCGGCAGCCAUUUUGGUUUGUUCCUGCUUUGAUUGCUUGACCUGUGUUGACUGGAAUUGUGCAUUUUGGUUGUGAAGUGAAGCACUCUUCCGGAAUUGAAAACACUCUGUGUUAUAGAGCGACCAAUUAUUACCUUUUGAACGAAUCUGUACGUGAUCUAUCCAGACAGGAUAGAAUAACAUUUAUUUGUGGUGAUUGGUAAUUUUCUUGCAUCCUUUAUCAACUUUCUUAUUUAUUGUAGUUUAGAUUUGAUCAAUUGAACAAUUAUUGGUUGGAUAGCUGAGUGAUUAUAUUUGUUUAGGUAAUAAUGUACACUUAAUUUUAUGAUAAAUUAUAGAACCGCUAUCUUACCC